AUGCAGAUAAAUCUUUCUAACAUUAACACGUCGAGUGAUGUGAAAAAGGAAAGAGUGAAUAUCCACAGCCACAUCAAAGGACUAGGGGUAAACACGAACAUAUACUUACAUGAAAAUGAUGUAAAUUUAACAGACGAAAGAUAUUCCAUGUUUUUUGAUAACUCAUGUGGAUUAGUUGGACAAUUUAAAGCGAGAGAAGCAUCUUUGUUUCUAGUGGAUUUAAUAAAGCAAAAAAAGCUAGCUGGUAAAUGUAUCCUAUUAGCAGGACCAAGUGGAAGCGGAAAAAGUGCAUUGGCAAUUGGGAUAAGUAGAGAAAUAAACAAAAAAAUGCCAUUCGUAUUUUUAUCAGGUGCAGAAGUGUACAGUAAUGAAAUAAAAAAAACGGAAGUAAUUUUAGAAGCAUUUAGGAAAAGUAUACAUAUAAAAAUAAAAGAUGAAAAAUUAGUGUACGAAGGAGAAGUGGUAGAUAUGGUAGUAGAAGAAAAUGAAUGUUUAUAUUCAUUAAAUAAAGCAAAACAAAUUAAUGCUAUUAUAAUUACAUUGAAAACUGUUAAGGGGUCGAAAACUUUGAGAUUGGCUCCAAAAAUACAUGAACAAAUAGUUAGAGAAAAAAUAAAAAUUGGAGAUGUUAUAUAUAUAGAAACAAAUACAGGACAUGUAAAAAGAUUAGGAAGAUGCAAUGUCUAUUCCAAAGAAUAUGAUAUUGAAUUUGAUGAAUAUGUAUCUUUACCUAAAGGAGAAGUUCAUAAAAAAAAAGAAGUUGUACAACAAAUUUCUCUGCAUGAUAUUGAUUUGGCGAAUGCCAAUCCAACGGUAGGGGAAGAUUUAGCAUCUGUUCUGAAUUCAUAUCUGAGACCCAAAAAAACAGAAAUUACUGAAAAAUUAAGAGUAGAAAUUAACAAAACUGUUAAUAAAUUUCUAGAAAUGGGGUUAGCUGAAAUUAUUCCAGGGGUUCUGUACAUAGAUGAAGCACAUAUGUUAGACAUCGAAUGUUUUUCUUAUCUAAACAGGGCUAUAGAAUCACCAUUAGCUCCAAUAGUUAUUAUGGCAACGAACAGAGGUAUAUGUACAGUUAAAGGUACAGAUAAUAUUGAACCUCAUGGAAUACCAGUGGAUUUACUAGAUAGGUUAAUUAUUGUUAAAACUUUUCCUUAUACAUUAAAAGAAAUUGUACAAAUAUUAGCCUUACGUGCACACACAGAAAAAAUAAAUAUUAGUCAAGAAGGCAUGGAUUAUUUAGCCAAAAUUGGUAGCCAAUCUUCCUUACGAUUUGCUAUGCUCUUGUUGGAACCAUCUAGAAUUAUAGCUAAUCUUGAAGGAAAAACAGUAAUUGAUAUAAAACACAUUGAGCAGGCUGAUGAGCUAUUUAUGGAUGCUAAAACAUCAGCCCAUCGGGUUGCUCAGCAGUUCAACAAGUUUGUUAGUUGA
Plasmodium gonderi is the source of this 1428-nucleotide messenger RNA. RefSeq names its product RuvB-like helicase 2. The transcript has a single exon. Gene Ontology annotation, cellular component: R2TP complex; NuA4 histone acetyltransferase complex; Ino80 complex. Bases 1 to 1428 code for a protein of 475 amino acids. Gene Ontology annotation, molecular function: DNA helicase activity; ATP binding; ATP hydrolysis activity. The record is from RefSeq and is a predicted model, not a curated record. Lineage: Eukaryota; Apicomplexa; Aconoidasida; Haemosporida; Plasmodiidae. Gene Ontology annotation, biological process: chromatin remodeling; box C/D snoRNP assembly; regulation of transcription by RNA polymerase II.